AUUAUUUUUUCAGAUUGCGCAGAACAAAUAGCGUCAGUCGCAACUUCUACGAUCAAAGCUUCAGCUGUGGAGAAGCAUAAUGAAUCUGUGGUUCCGAAAAUAUGUAACUUUAAUCAUGAGAAAGGCGUAACAAUCGAUGUACCGUCUGUUGAAAACUAUAGAGAUACUCAACCAAUAGACAUUGACUCCAAAUAUUCAUUAACUGAAAAGGAGAUAGUGUUUAUAUCGGAGAGUAGAGAAUCCGUAAAUAAUUUCUACACACAUGAUCGUAUCAAUGAUAUCACAAUUGGGCAGAAAUCAUGUGUUCAUACUUAUCCUGAUUUUGAUGAAAUGUCUUCAACGAUGUAUAAUAAUACAUCACAAAAUUCGGUGCAGGAACAACAGAAUGCAAGUAGUGAUUCGAAAGAUGGUGAUAGAUACGACAAAAAAUUAAAUCAACUAAAUUUCAAGCCUAGUAUUAGCAAUGUGUUUAAUAGUUUGAACGAAUAUAUUAAUGCUCCUACUGGAAGUUUAAAUUAUGUUGAACCUAUAUUAGAUAAAGACGAUUUAUUUGAAAGAUCCACAGAUGACGCAGUGGAGAAAGAUUUUAAAUUGAACAGAGAUGUGGCCAUUAAUGAACUUUCUUCAAUUUCAAUGGAGAAAGGGAUAAUUAAUGUAAUUGACAAAAAUAUUUUGGACCAUAAAAAUAUUUUACCGGUGGAAUUAAAUAAGUUCGUUAAAGUUGAAAUUAAUAACAAACAGGAUAAUACGAUGCAAAAUAUUAUGUUUGAUCAUCCUAUUUCGAUACAGUCUGAAGAAAAUAAUUCUAUAGUUUCUGUACCAAAAACGGCCAUCUCAAAUCAUAAUGAUGUAAUAGGUACAGAAUUGUCUAGUAACAAAGGUGAUGUAGAUAAAAAGGUCAUAGCUAAUGAUACAUUUGAAGAAAAUUCUGACAGAUUUAUUAGCAAACAAAAGCAGUUAGACUUGGAUAGGCGAAAUUUCAUCGACAAAUACACAUUUGUUGAAAAUAAAGAAAGCAUAGUAGAGACUAAAAAGUUGGAUAAAAAUAUAACAAGCAGUGAAAAUCAAGAUAAUAAUAUAGAAACAACUAAAAGUGACAUUUUCUCUAAUGUACGUAUGAUACGUACAAUUGAUACCAGCGACGAUUUUUCUGAAGAAGAAUUAAAUCAAUAUUUAUUAGAGUUAGAGAAAGAAGACAGAUCUAAAACGGAUAAUAUAUCACUUUCGGAUAAUACCAGGUUGUUACAAUCGUAUGAAUUGAGAAGAGAUAGAGAAAAGAAUGCCAAUCAUUGUCAACGAGAUGACGAAGAUGUUAAUGAAGCGCCGAUAUUUGAGAAAAUUAUGAUAGGCGAGCUCCCAAAAAUAUCACAGCAGGAAUUUCAAAAGACGAAAAAAUUUCCUGUAAUUGAUUAUAACACGGAUAUAUGUAAUGAAAAUAUAGUAGAUAUAAAAUGUAAUAAUACAGUAAAAUUCGAUUUAAAAAGUAAUCAACUAAAACACACGAAAAGUAAUGAGCUAGACAAAACAACAAAAGAUAACCAUGUAACCGAAAUAAUCGGUCAACCUGUAGCAAUACAAGAGAAUACCUUACAAACAUGUAUCAUUGUUCAAGAGAAAAUUUCAUCGAAAUUUGAAAAUAUUGGAGAACAGUUUUGUAGUAAUAAUGUGGUACAGAAAUUACAACAAGAUUCUAAUAGAGACAUUCUAUCACAAGAUUACAACAGCGAUACUUUAUUAAAUUUAUCAGAAAACAUAGAUCGUGAAAAAAAAGUAUACUGUCAAGAUAUUACUGAGAAUAAUAAAGAUGUUUUUAUGGUACAUGAGACCAGCGUACAUGACAAUGAGAACAUAUCCAAGAUGGAAUCUGUAUCUAAAAUCAGUGAUACUCAUAUAAGAGGAAAUGGUCAAGAAUCCGAAAAACCGAUGCGUCCGCAGACAUUAGAUAUUGUAUUGACGCAUGAUAAAAAUGAUUCCCAUACAUUCGGUACGUUGUUUUAA
Molecule: messenger RNA, 1998 nt
Organism: Trachymyrmex cornetzi
Lineage: Eukaryota; Metazoa; Arthropoda; Insecta; Hymenoptera; Formicidae
Exons: 1
Source: RefSeq, a predicted model, not a curated record